This is a messenger RNA of Knipowitschia caucasica, 1590 nucleotides long. The record is from the annotation of a GenBank genome assembly. NCBI's taxonomy places the organism in Eukaryota, Metazoa, Chordata, Actinopteri, Gobiiformes, Gobiidae.
AUGCCCAGCCUCCGUGGGUUCCAUGGUCUCGCCAGCCUCCUCUGGCUGUGGCUGGCGUCUCUGGCCCCAUCCUGUGAUGGAGGAAACAUCCUGGUGUUCCCGGUGGACGGCAGUCACUGGAUCAACAUGAAGGUUCUGAUCCAGGAGCUGCACUCUCGCGGCCACAGCUUCACCGUCAUACGAGCCUCCACCAGCUGGUAUAUCCCCCAGAAGUCCCCCCUCUACACAGCCAUUGACGUCCCAAUGGAGAAGAACGUGGAGAACUUUUUCGAGGUUUUUCUGGAAGGACAAAUGAAGGCGCUGAGGGAGGGGUCCUCGCCUCUCACAACUCUCAAACUCACCAACGACUUUAUAAACAUGAUCACUCACGCUCAUCAGAUCUGGUGCGACGCUUUGGUUCAAAUACUAGAAAACAAUGAACUGGUCAAAACUUUAGUAGAUGCAAAAUAUGACUUGAUGCUCACGGAUCCUACCAUGGCCCUGGGAGUGGUGCUGGCCAAGCAUCUAAAACUGCCCUUAGUUCUAAACGUUCGCUGGGUCACGAGUGGCGAUGGACAGUUCAUGAUGGCUCCUUCUCCUCUGUCCUUCAUCCCAGUCCCAGGAUCAGGAUUCACAGACAAAAUGACUUUCAUACAAAGAGUUCAGAAUGUACUCUUCUACAGUAUUACUCUGGCUCAACAGAAGUUUUUGGUUGGACCCAUGUAUGAUGCGAUCUGCGAGAAGUACAUCGAGGGUGGAUGUGACAUCGUCUCACUCCUGCAAGACGCCGACAUCUGGCUCUUCAGGUCUGACUUUGUCUUUGACUUUCCUCGGCCCAUAAUGCCGAACAUCAUCUACAUGGGAGGUUUCCAGUGCAAACCUCCACAACCUGUGCCCACGGAGUUGGAGGACUUUGUGCAGAGCGCAGGAGAACACGGAGUCAUCGUCAUGACUCUGGGAACUGUGGUCAAAGCUUUGCCGAUGGAGAUCACGGAUGAGAUUGCCAGAGUCUUUGCUAAACUGCCUCAAAAGGUGAUCUGGAGGCAUCUGGGGGAGCGGCCCUCCUCUCUGGGCAACAACACUCUGAUUGUGGACUGGAUGCCUCAGAAAGACCUGCUGGGACACCCUCAGACCAAAGUCUUUGUGGCUCACGGUGGGACCAACGGCGUCCAGGAGGCCAUCUACCACGGCGUGCCCAUUCUGGGCAUCCCGCUGUUCUUCGACCAGUUUGACAACCUGCUGCGUGUGCAGGCCAGAGGAGCGGGAAGCAUCCUGCGCCUCAGUGAGCUGACGGGACAGAGCUUUGAGCAGAGGCUCAGGGAGCUGCUGCUGCAGCCUCACUACAGAGACAACAUGCAGAGACUGUCCCGCCUGCACCGGGACCAGCCCCUGUCCCCCAUGGAGCAGGCGCUGUUCUGGGUGGAGUACGUGAUGCGCCACAGAGGAGCCGCUCACCUGCGCACACAGGCCUACAGCAUGCCCUGGUACAGCUACUACUGCCUGGACGUCCUGCUGCUGCUGAUCACUGUUGUCAUGGCAACAGUGCUGUGUGCAGCAGGCCUGCUGCGGUUGCUCUGCUGCAGGAGACGCAACAAACUCAAACUGCACUGA